This is a messenger RNA of Aspergillus aculeatinus CBS 121060, 837 nucleotides long. RefSeq lists its product as uncharacterized. The transcript has 2 exons. NCBI's taxonomy places the organism in Eukaryota, Fungi, Ascomycota, Eurotiomycetes, Eurotiales, Aspergillaceae. Bases 1 to 837 code for a protein of 278 amino acids. The record is from RefSeq and is a predicted model, not a curated record.
AUGGAGAAGACGACCCAUCGCACUCUAUUCAGCUUCCGCCCACAUAUUGAGCUGGUCGCAGCCCUAAUCCACCUGGCCCGACGUGCGCACGCGUUGCACCCGUCCCAGUCCAAAGUUCGAAUGCUGCUAUCCUCCUCGAUCGCUGUCCUCCGUUACUGCAAGAACAAAUUUCCAUUUACAGUGCCAGAGACUCCCAAUUUGGACCCGGAGACGGUCACACGGAUGGGCUACGCGGAGGCAAAAUGGGUAUGUGAGAAGCUUCUGACAAGGGCGGCAGAUCAAUAUUCCAGUGAGAUUGAAGCCGUGGCUUUGCGCAUUGGGCAGCUGAGCGGCCCUGAACGAUCAAGCGGCGCCUGGAAGGUUGGCGAGCACAUUCCAGCCCUGGUCCAGGCAUGUUAUCACAAGGGGGCAUUUUCACAUCUCGAAGGGGUAGGUCGACUUCCUCCCUGUCUUGGCUCCCUGUCGACCGUGCUGCGCGUUCGCUUAUUGAAAUUCUCUUUCAUCAAGGACCCCUGGACACGAUCAUGCAUCUCGAAAACCCCACACGACAGCCUGCCCACGAUGUGGUCACCAUCAUGGCCGACCACCUAUAGAAACAUCCUUAGCGGGCUGGAACCGUCAGGUGGGGACUGUGGGGGCAAGCUCAGCCACAUACUUCUGGCCAUGAAUGCAAAUCGCAUCACGGAGACGCUAGUCCUCGUCGGGCUCCCACGCGCCUUUCUUCAGCGAUCCACACACCUUGUUAAUCCAACGUUUCCGGCAGUCUUUGUUGGUCCGGCCCGGCAGUUCGGCGGCGAUUCGAUUCCAAUCCUUGGUCUCGCCGGUACUCACGGUUGA